Pollicipes pollicipes is the source of this 1183-nucleotide messenger RNA. RefSeq names its product tachykinin-like peptides receptor 99D. NCBI's taxonomy places the organism in Eukaryota, Metazoa, Arthropoda, Thecostraca, Pollicipedomorpha, Pollicipedidae. The transcript has 7 exons. Bases 1 to 696 code for a protein of 231 amino acids. The record is from RefSeq and is a predicted model, not a curated record. Gene Ontology annotation, molecular function: G protein-coupled receptor activity. Gene Ontology annotation, biological process: G protein-coupled receptor signaling pathway. Gene Ontology annotation, cellular component: plasma membrane.
AUGCAACGAUACUGCGACUACCAGGGCGUGGACAAGACAUCGCGGGACGUGUACUUCCACGCGCGGGUUGCCUGCCAGUACUUCCUGCCGCUGCUGGUCAUCUGUCGCUCCCGCCCGCAGUACUUCCUGCCGCUGCUGGUCAUCUCCUGGUGCUACUGCCGGGUGGGCUGCGAGCUGUGGGGGUCACACGUGCCCGGCAACGCCGACAACCAGAGGGACGCUGUGCUGCUCCACAACAAGCGCAAGGUGCUGAAGAUGCUGGUGAUUGUGGUGGUCUUGUUCAUCAUCUGCUGGCUGCCGUAUCAGCUCUACUACGUGUUGCAGUCCAUCUUCCCCGUCAUCAGCCAGUUCCGCUACAUCAAUGUCAUCUUCUUCUGCUUCCACUGGCUCGCCAUGGCGAACAGCUGCUGCAACCCGUUCAUCUACGGCAUCUACAAUGAGAAGUUCAAGCGUGAGUUCCGAAUCCGGUUCACGAGGAGCCUGUGCUCUGGCCCGCACGAAUCGUACGACAUGGACAACGCCUCCGAGGAGUCAAGGUCCCGCUUCUCACUGCAAAGAUCGCUGCGCGGCCGGCUCUUCGGAGGAUCCACGCAAACAACCGCGGAUCGGAUAAACUCCAUUCGACUGAAGCAGAUGGAGCCACUCCAACAGAGGAGCGGCGCGCUCGCGACAGAUGGCGCUCCUCACCCGGUCUGAGAACAUUCCUCACACGGCCUGAGAAUAUUCCCCGACCUGUCUGAGACCAUUAAUCAGUCGGUCUGAAAACGUUCGUCAGACAACCUGAGGACAUUUCUCACCCGGUCUGAGAGCAUUCCUCACGCGGUCUGAGAGCGUCUUUUUAAGACUGUCUGAAGACAUUCCUUUCCCGAUGUGAGGACAGUAUUCGGGCGGCCUUGAGACGAUGUCCGUUCAUCACGAAGACUGCGAGCCUCAUCUAGUCUGAGAAGAUACUCCUCACCGGGACUGAGAGGACAAUUUUCCCCGGGGGCUGGGAAGAUAAUACUUACGGAGUACCAGGUCAUUCUCAUCAGGUCCAGAGACGCCCGGUCGUUACCUGGUCUUGGAGGACGUUUGGAACAAACUCUGAGAACAAUUCUGUCCAGGCCUGCAAGCGAGUCAAAAGAGAUCAGUUCAGAAUUUGAACGAUGAUCUUUCGUUACGUGGAAAACUAAUCCCGAAACGC